Spodoptera frugiperda (fall armyworm) is the source of this 754-nucleotide messenger RNA. It is a transcript of the gene CPR139, whose product is annotated as pro-resilin-like. Bases 1 to 489 code for a protein of 162 amino acids. Gene Ontology annotation, cellular component: extracellular matrix. The record is from RefSeq and is a predicted model, not a curated record. The transcript has 4 exons. NCBI's taxonomy places the organism in Eukaryota, Metazoa, Arthropoda, Insecta, Lepidoptera, Noctuidae.
AUGUGGCGAAUUAUUUGUGUAACGUUACUGGUGUCGCUUUGGUCAAAUGCGAAUGCACAAGAAUAUUUACCACCCAAGAUCGGAGGUCCGAAGAAACCUAUACAGGAACCGACGUUGCCAGCUAACUACGACUUCUCGUACGACGUACAAGACAAUGGAGUUAGCUUGGACUUCGGGCAUAACGAGAAGAGGAAGGAGGACCAUGCGACUGGUUCCUACCACGUGCUGCUGCCCGACGGCAGAAUGCAGCUCGUGGAGUACGAGGCUGGGCCCGACGGGUACAAGCCACAGGUGAUGUACAUGGGCACAGCGACGUACCCACCGGCUGGCGGGGCCUCGGACAAGUUCGACGGGUACCAUUACAACGCGGCCUCGAAUAGACAGAGUGUGAGGCAGGCGGCGCCGCGGGGCAGCUCACGUCAGCCCGCCGCGCCAGCGCCCCUGUCAGCACCACCACCGCACUCCGCAUCACCUAACGCCACCCAGUAAACUACUACUACUUCGAACCAUACUACCGACCUAGCUGAAUAAAAAAAUACGAAUAUAUGCUUACCCAAUUACCGAUUAUCUACUUAGUUUCACACUUUGUGCGAAUUGUAAUUUAUAUUUUACCAAAUGCCAAAUCCAUGUACGAUGUUCACCCGACUGACUUGCUAUGUUUCUUGAUUUUGGAAUGUAAUGAAUAAUAAAUAAAUAAAGAAUUGAAUAAAUCGUCAAAUGACAAUAAAAAAUGUAAAAAAUAUUUUAUCCUGUA